GAAACAAAACAAUAGAUAAUAAAAUAACCUACUUCUAAAUUCAAAUUUUGUUACUUAGUGGAGAUGAUAUUUCUUACAAAGAAAACAUAAAGGAGGAUUAUGUGUUUUUAAGCUUGUUUUUGCCACAAUAUCACCUGAAGGGUAUUUGACGGGGCCAAAGAUAAAUGACGAAGAACCUCCAGAUCGGAAACCCAAUGCUGAACCGCUGGACCACAGAAGACGCUUAGCAGCAUAUGCACAGAUAACUUUGUUGGUGUCAUAAUGUCAGAGCAGUACGCCCGUGAGAUACUGCGAAGGAAUGUUGCGCAAAUAUGCCAAACCAUAGGAUGGGAUGGAAUCAACUCUACACCAUAUGACGUUAUGGCGCACAUACUGGAGAAGUACAUCCGGACACUUGGGACACAAGCUAGCAGAUAUGCCGAACAAUUUAACAGGACUGAGCCAAAUCUACAUGACUUAGGAUUAGUGUUUCGUGAUUUACAUGUGCAGUUACCUGAACUAGUGGAAUAUACACGCAGUGUUCCGCCUGUGCCAUCGCCAGUCCAUAUUGAAAAUUUCCCAAAACCAAAAGAAUCUUAUCUUAACUUCUUGAAUCCUGGCAGCCAUGAAGUUGUUACAAGGCCCACGCAUGUGCACGAACAUCUGCCUCCAAUGUAUCCUGAAAAAGAAAGAGAUACACCUGCAGUUGCAGGUACAGUUGAAAUUCGCGAGAAUGGCAUUGAUAAUGUUGAUACUAAUAAUGCAACAUCUACAUCAGCAUCGACAUCAACAAGUCCAGAAAUAUCUGUAACUGAAAGCCCUGAGAAACCGAUAGAUUUGUUCAAACGACCAACUGAUCCUGUUUCACUACCAAACAGCAAAAGGCAGAGGUUACGAUUAUACGAGGAAGAAAGGACGAGAGAAAUCAGCAGUGUCAUGAUGACUAUGUCUGGUUUUCUGUUACCUGCUCGAGAAGGCAAAUUGCCAGAAGCUCAACCUCCAACUAUAAUAACAGAAAAAAAUUCUGAACAACAUAAAACCAAUUCACAUCAUUCUAAUCCUGCUAAAGCACCAGUUUUAGAGAAAAGUGAUAAGAAAUUUAAAAAUAAUAAGUUAUUGAAUGGCAAGAUUAUGAAAAGUAAAAGGAAAGAUAACAGCCACAAAGGCGAAAGUAGUAAAUCUAAAGAUAGUAGCAAAUCUAGCAAACAUCCUCCUGAAUAUCUGGCAAAAUCUAAGGAUCACACAGCUAACCCAUUGUUACCAAAUGUGUCCCCAACACCUUCAAAUACAGCAAUGCCCCCUCCACCAGCUUCUACAGUAACAGAACCUGCUAGACCAGUCAUUAAACAGGGACCUCUUGAUCCACCACUGCAAGUUGCAAAAAACUUGGUUCCUGGUGAAGAAGCUAUUCCUGUACCAAGGAAAAUACCAGUCUCAAAAUCUUCAUUGGUUUCUAAUCCUUCGCCAGUGAAUAAAUUUUCACCAAGUUCUCUGAUAUUAGAAACAGAAAAUAAACAAGAAAUAACUGAUGAAGAAGAAAAAUUGGCUUCUCAGCCUGAUAGAUCAAAGAUAAAUAUAUUCAAACGGAUAUCGAACAAAUCCAAAGAAGAGAAAAGUUCUCCAGAGGUUGUCUCAGAAAAGGUACAGUCUGAUUCUAUGAUCUCAAAGGUACAGAACUCGACACCAGAUAUGUCGAGUGAAACUAAAACAAAUGAAAAUGUUAGAAUAAAACCAGAAGAGACAGUUGUUAAUAAUAAUGAUACUAGUGCUGUAGAUUUGUCCAAGGAAAUGAAUUUGAGAGCUCAUGAGGUUAUCAGCAUUGAUGACGACUCCAUGGAUACCUAUUCUCACCUACAAGCUAAACCAGAGAUUGUAGACCAUCCAAGUAUAUCAGUUAAUAAAUCAUUGCAAUUACCAUAUUCCAAAGAUGUUGCUAGUGUCAGUCCAAAAAUUAAAAAAGAAAAGAAACAUAAAGAUAAAAAAGAUAAAGCUGCAAAAUUGGAGGCAAAAUUGCUCAAAAAACAACAACAGCAACUUGCUUAUGAAAUGGCACAAGCUGAAAAACCAAGUCCAAAACCAACAAAAACAAGUAGGCCAAAGAAUGAAUCUAAGGUGCCCCAAAUGCCACCUGGAUUCCCAUUUUUCCCUGAAAUGCCUUCAGGCAGAAACUUAAUGCCUGGCCCUGGAUUAAUACCAAAUCCUGAUCUUAUACCUGGCAGUGAAUUCCUUGCAGGUUUAGUUAAUAAUCCAGCAUUAAGAGGUCUACCAUCUUCUAGUUUACUUUCAAAUCCAUUUUCAUUGGCUGCAGGUGGUCCUGGAUUAAUUCCUGGGUCCAGUUUUUUGCCUGGGAACCUAGGAGCUGGUAUUCCCAAUCCAAAUAUUCUACAAAAACAUAAGUCCAAAUCUCAUAAGGACCAUAAGUCCAGUACAACAAUUGAAUUAAAUCCUCCUAAAUUGGAACCUGUUAGACAGGAACAACCGAGAGAGCCACCUAUACCAAUACGAUCCCCCACUCCCGAACCUGUCGAACCUCAGCUGAAACCUAUACUGGCCUCAGAACCUAUUGAUAUGCCUGCACCGGCACAAGUGCCACAAGAGAAAGUACAUGAACAUCCAGAAAAGAAAAAAGAUAAGUCACACAAAAAAGAUAAAAAAGAUAAAGAUGGUAUCACAGUUAAAAAGAAGAAAGUAAAGAAGGACAAAAAUAAAGAUAAGUCUGAAAAGAAACGUGUUAAGGAAGAUAAAAUCGAGAUGAAAGAGAUAAAAGAAAAAAAGAAAAAAAUUAAGUCUGGUGAUGUUUUGGUCCCCAAACUGAUAUUAAAGCUGGGCUCAUCAAACUCGAAUUCACCUAUGCCUCCUAGCUCGCCUGAUGUAUUUAAGUUAAAUAUAAAACCAGUAGUUAAGAAGGAGGAAGAAGAAAGCUCACCUAUGAAAGAUGAACCACUGUCUCGUGAACACACUCGCUCACCAGAACUUGCGCAAAUAUCCGCUCUCGUGACUAGGCCACCAAAGCGAAAACAUUUGAAACAAAAUCAUAUUACAGAAACUGAGACUCAGUCAUUCUCACCUCCCACAGAAAGUUCUCCGCCGCGAAAAAAUCGCCGUCCUUCUAGCCAUUCCAAGUACAAGAGGAUACUAAUUAAGCCCUUAUCAAAAAAAGAACACUUUGAGGAUGAUAUGGCUUCAAUGUCUGAUGAACCGGCUGCUUCACAGCCUAUUCCAACUACAGAUAAGCCGAUUGGGCCCCUUCCGACUCCUUAUUACAUGGACGAACAUGGAAAUAAAAUUUGGGUAUGCCCGGCUUGUGGCAGACCCGAUAAUGGCUCGCCAAUGAUCGGUUGCGACGGUUGCGAUGGAUGGUACCACUUUGUAUGCGUCGGUAUAACGGAAGAGCCAGGCGCGUCGGAGGACUGGUUCUGCAAGUCGUGUCUCGCUAAGCACACUGCUAUGGUGCUGACGGGAGUAACAACUUCUGGAAAGAAGCGGGGCAGGAAACCUAAACGGGAAAAAGUCAGAGACUGAUAAAUGGACCUUUCGUUGUUACUGAGAUUAGUUGUAAUUUUCUGAUAAGAUUAUGAUACGAGUAAAUGGGAUGAGACUUGUUAAAGGAUUAAUUGUUGAAUGAUAUCAUGAAGAAAAUGUUUUCAUCAUUUAUAAUGUUAUAUCAUAGGCUACAAGUUAAGUUUAGAUGAUAAUUAUGAAUAUUAACAUAAAAUGUUGAACAUAACGUAGUUACUAAAUGUAAUAAUUAGCAUACUUUUUAGUAUUUUGUUACAACUUGUCUUACUUUCUCUUUCACUCGAAUAGAUCAAGAAUUUGUGACACUCGCAUAUAAACAUAGAGAAUAAUAUAAGUUUUUUUUUUUAUAUUGUACAAAAAUUUAACUUUAGAAAUCGAUGAUGUAUAAAAGUGUAGUGAUUAUUUAAAUCUUUCAGUUUGAAAGAUAGCUGUAUUUUCAACUAAUACAGUUUGUUAGUGACAUCGUAACGAAAACUUUGAGGGAUGAUUCAGACCAUGAUUCUGAGUUGAUAUCAAGUGGAAUUUUCCGUCGCAAAAGUAUAGAACUGAAAAUAAUUUAAAAAGACACAAAUAUUUUCAUGAAUUUUCCGAUACGAAAUUCCACUUGAUAUCAACUCAGAAUCAUGGUCUGAACCAUUCCCAUCAGUAUUCGUUACGGUGUCAUUAACACCCAUACCUACUUGUAUGGCUAUGUGUAUGUACUCGUAUGGGGUGUAAGUGACAUCGUAACGAAUACUGAGAGGGAUGAUUCAGCUCAUUAUUCUGAGUUAAUAUCAAGUGGAAUUUUCCAUCGCAAAAGUAUAAAAUUGAAAAUAAUUUAAAAAGACUAAUAAAAUAUCAUGAAUUUUGCGACGGAAAAUUCCACUUGAUAUUAACUCAGAAUCAUGGUCUGAAUCAUCCCCCUCAGUAUUCGUUAUGAUGUCACUUACACCUUGUAUAUGGGCUGACUUGGUUCAUUGGUUAUCGUCGAAUCCGAGCAUUGAAACCAGCAAUGUACCUACCUAUACCUAUUUAUUAUUUUGAGUGCCUUUAAUAAUGUUCAACUGUUUGAUUUCUAAAAUAUAAAGUGUAAAAUCCAGCAUUUAACAUAACUACAUAAUCAAAUAAGUUGUAACUC
Molecule: messenger RNA, 4615 nt
Organism: Pectinophora gossypiella (pink bollworm)
Lineage: Eukaryota; Metazoa; Arthropoda; Insecta; Lepidoptera; Gelechiidae
Product: transcription initiation factor TFIID subunit 3-like
Exons: 3
Coding region: 262-3501 (1079 amino acids)
Cellular component (GO): transcription factor TFIID complex
Molecular function (GO): protein heterodimerization activity
Source: RefSeq, a predicted model, not a curated record